Molecule: messenger RNA, 2311 nt
Organism: Uranotaenia lowii
Lineage: Eukaryota; Metazoa; Arthropoda; Insecta; Diptera; Culicidae
Gene: slow
Product: epidermal growth factor-like protein 7
Exons: 7
Coding region: 569-1840 (423 amino acids)
Biological process (GO): anatomical structure development
Cellular component (GO): extracellular region; cell surface
Molecular function (GO): calcium ion binding; signaling receptor binding
Source: RefSeq, a predicted model, not a curated record
UGAGGCCGGAUCAGUAAGGCAGAGACCAUCGGUCUGGUCAGAUCAACAACGGAUCAGGACUCCAUAACAGACAAGAGAGAGAGAAAGAGGGCUCGCGAUCGCGUUCAAUAGUUGCUUACAAGUUUUCGAACCUCCUUUUUGGUAAAAUCGUCGAGCGCACAUGUGAAAAAAUCCGCGAGUUAAUCUUCCGCGUUGUUGUUUCAAGUGGGGCUCCUCCUUGAGAGAGGCGAAACGAAUAAAAAAAGGUGAAGAGAUAUCUAAGUAGUUUGAGGGCGCAAGUGGCCCCUCGCGCGAAUUGGCAGCCGUCUGUCGAACACCAAAUUGUUUGGAGUGCAAUUUCACAAUCCGCCGAGCGUUGCAGCAGCAAUAAAGGUUUUAUUUAAAGUGGUUUGUUGCACUUUAUAGAGUGUUGUUGUUGAAGUGUUUAGAAAUAAUUGUGGUUCAAUUGGUCUUUCGUCACGAUCGAUUAGCGGUGAGAUCUUGUGAGAGGUCAGUUUGGCAAAUCAGGGGUCUGCCUGACCUUAGAGAAACAAAUUCGCGCUAGUCAAAGAGAGAUCAAUCUCCCGGCAUGGCUAGAUCAAAGUAUAGCUCACUGCUGCAAGUGGUUGUGGUCCUAGUGAUUGUAGUGAUUAGUGCCAGCAUCAGUGCAGCAACGUAUCAACGUUCCGACAGUGAUUAUAGUGAAACUUCUAGUCAACAACAGUCAACAUCAACAGUUCAGCAUCAAGCUCACCGGCAUCGUAAUCAUCAUCAUAGGAAACACCACCAUUCUUCCCAGCAUCGAUUGAACUCGGUGUCCUUAGGCCCUCGAAACGCCUCCUCCUCCUCACUAAUUGUCGCCGGUAGCACCGGAAACAUUUUUCCAACCUACAAUUACCAUCAGCAGCAGCCCUACAACAACCAUCAUCAGGGUAGUAACACUUGGUUCUCGAGGGCAAACAACCCCCAGCAGCAGCAUCAUCCGGUCAAUAGGAGGCAGGAUCAGCAGCCUCCGACUCCGAGCUUCCGGUGGAAUGUACCAAGUAGUAGUUCCACUUCGCAACCAACUCCCACCCGAAGAUUGCAUCCGCAGCAGCAUCAUGCAAGCGGGAGUGGUCCAGUUAGGCCGGUGAAACGAAUGCUGAAGCAUAACCAUCACAACCGGAACGUCACAGGCAAAAACGUGUGCCACGAGAAGCGAAUCGUGCAUAUUCCCGUGUACCGAAAAUCCACCGUGAAGCACUUUGUCCAACCCUGUCUGGAUCAGAAGCUGUGCACAGGUGUGAGGACGAAUUACGAACCGACUUAUCAUCCGGUUAAGCGAGAAGUGCCAAUCUGCUGCGAAGGUUGGGAAACUACGACCACAGUUGAGGAGGGAUGUCUGAAACCAAUUUGUCGAAGCGAGUGCCGUAAUGGAGGUCGCUGUACGGGUCCGGACAGUUGCACCUGCCAGCCAGGCUUCACCGGGAGAUUCUGCGAGGAAGACCUAAACGAAUGUAAGCUGUACAAACCCUGUGAUCAGACGUGCUACAAUACAGAGGGAUCCUACUACUGUACCUGCCGGGAGGGAUUUGUGCUACAGGCUGAUCGGCAGAGCUGUAAACCGAUGAAUACUCCCAACGAUAUCGCCAGUGAAGCUCGCGAUAUGGAGAACGAUGUCGAUUACGACAGUCUGGAUACGCGGUUAGCUAAGCUAGAGAAGAUAAUCUUCGACGAGGAUCGUCGAUCGAGGGCCGAUUCCCACGAGCUCGGUCGCAAGGUCCAGUACGCUCUGGAUGCGGUUUCCUCGCUGCGAUCUCAGGUUUCUCGAUUGACACAGAGGCUAUACCCCAGUGUGGAUUACGGGAAUCGGAUCAACUGAAGUUAGGACGACAUCUACAUUAUACGAAAGGGAAUUGAAUCCCCCCUGGAUCAGGAAAGCUGUUGUCACCAAUCGGCUGAUAUGUAUUUAUUUUAGUUAGAGUCUAGCUGUAUCAGUGAAUGUUUAUUAAGUGUUACGAUUUUGCCACCCAAGGGAGUGUGUCAUCAUAUAGGUACUUAGUGUCAUAUUGCAUAGCCCAGGUGAAUAAUUACCAAGAAAUCUUACUGCCGACGACGGAAAAAACUGCCAUCAAACCACACACAAAAACGAAAGAAAAGAAAACAAAUCACAAUUUUAAGGUAUGUCAUUUUUAAUCACUUUUUUGGAUUAAAAACUAAAUACACAUUGGGGGUUGCCUAUAUUUAUUGUCCUUACUAAGCUAAGAGCAAAUACAACUUAGAUCAAACGAAGGAAGAAUAAAUGUGUAAAUUGUCCCACUCGAAAAGAAAAAAAAUCAACAUAAAAUGUGUU